This is a messenger RNA of Daucus carota subsp. sativus, 1037 nucleotides long. RefSeq lists its product as uncharacterized. The record is from RefSeq and is a predicted model, not a curated record. NCBI's taxonomy places the organism in Eukaryota, Viridiplantae, Streptophyta, Magnoliopsida, Apiales, Apiaceae. The transcript has 6 exons. The coding region runs from base 61 to 822 and encodes 253 amino acids.
AAAUGGAAUGAACCGUGACUUUAAAUUCCAGUGAGCAUAGCAGAAAAAAUUCACACAAUCAUGGAUGACAUUCCAUACCAAAUGAUAUCCAACCUAAGCCCUCAAACAAGAAAUAAUUGGAGGCUUAAGGUUCGAGUAACAAGAAUGUGGCAGCAGAUCAAUCGCGAUGCAGAAAUAGUUGGAAUUAACUUGAUUUUCGUCGAUGGGUUGGGAGGAUGGAUUCAGGCAUAUAUUCCCCGACAAAUCAGGCACCAGUUCGAGGAUCAUAUUAUUGAAGGAGAAACCUAUGAUGUGAAUAAUUUUGUUGUUAGGAGAUAUUCGGACAUGCAAUUUGGAAGAUGCUUCGCAAGUGAUAUCUAUAUCCAGUUGAAUCAUAUGACUGAGGUUUUGUUGACCGGAGAUGUGGAUUAUAUCCCGCCUCAUGUCUUUCAAUUCACUGAUUUGUCAGCUUUAAUGGAUGCUGCAAGCGAAAACAAAUUUCUGAUCGAUGUUGUUGGAAUAUUGGAGCACCAUGACCCAAUCAGUACCUUUAGAAACAGAUAUAACCAGCAAAAAUCCUGUUUUCGCUUUACCAUCAAUGAUAUGCACACAUCAGCAGAAGUGUUUUUCUACGACGAAAUGGCAGAAGAAUUUGAUCAAGCAAUUCAUGAUGCUGUCCAACAUCCAAUUAUCGUUAUCAUCUCAAGUUGUCAAGCACAAUUCUUCAGAGACGCGCCAAAGUUGUCAAACUUGCCACCAACAAGGUUUUUCAUAAAUCCAAAUCAUGGAGCAGUUGAGGAUCUAAGGGACGCAUUAAGGUUGGCUGCAUGGCAUAACAAUUAAUGAGUUUGUGAAAUACAAGCAAGCAAUGAAGUGGAAUUUCCUCUACUACUUUCAGUUUGGUUCAACCUGAAGUUGCUCUCUCUAUUUAUCCGUGUUGUGAUUUGCUCCUUCGAGAGCCUGAUGUUUUUAGAAAUAAUGCUUUCCCUUACAUCCUUUGUUGUCUGUAUUAAACUAUCAAAUCUUUGCACUUUAGAAUGCAGGCUUUUAUUCUGAUA